Molecule: messenger RNA, 531 nt
Organism: Rattus rattus (black rat)
Lineage: Eukaryota; Metazoa; Chordata; Mammalia; Rodentia; Muridae
Product: ferritin heavy chain-like
Exons: 5
Coding region: 1-531 (176 amino acids)
Biological process (GO): iron ion transport; intracellular iron ion homeostasis
Cellular component (GO): cytoplasm
Molecular function (GO): ferrous iron binding; ferric iron binding
Source: RefSeq, a predicted model, not a curated record
AUGUUUUCCUGCCGACCCUUUUCUCAAGAAUGCACAGAUGCUUUGAACCGAGUCGUGGCUUACCACCUGCAUACCUCCCAUGUGUAUUUAGCAAUGGCCUACAGUUUCAGAAAUGGCAAGAGAAUUCCUCCUUUUGUCGAGUACUUUGAAACCCUGGCUAACACCAGGAGGGAAGAUGCAGAUGCAUUUCUAAAACAUCUCUGGAAACGUAACGCAGCGAUCUGCCCUCCAACCUUUGAGAAGGUUGACAUGAUGGCAAUAACCACACCCAUAGAAGCCAUACUACUGGCCCAGGAGAUGGAACGGACCUUAACCAGCAUCCUGGUAGGCCUACAGGGUGCUGCACGUCGUGAGUCAGAUCUCUUAAGACUUUUAACAUCGGUCCUCCGUAAACAGAGAAAGAAUGAAGAUGAUAUGAAAACUCAACUUACUUUUCAUCAAAGAGUAGAAAAGGAGAGAGAAAUGCAAGUCCAGACUAAAAAACCUUCUACAGUCAGUGGUUUAAGAGGCUUUGUCACCUCCGAUUGCUGA